Messenger RNA from Brachypodium distachyon (stiff brome), 1643 nucleotides. Its product is annotated as delta-aminolevulinic acid dehydratase, chloroplastic. The transcript is spliced from 13 exons. Lineage: Eukaryota; Viridiplantae; Streptophyta; Magnoliopsida; Poales; Poaceae. Bases 168 to 1451 code for a protein of 427 amino acids. Gene Ontology annotation, biological process: heme biosynthetic process. The record is from RefSeq and is a predicted model, not a curated record. Gene Ontology annotation, cellular component: cytosol. Gene Ontology annotation, molecular function: zinc ion binding; porphobilinogen synthase activity.
UAAACACGUUGCAUAGGAGGCAGGAUAGGGGACAGCUUACAGCUAAACUCAAGACAGAGUCUAGUUAGUAGGUGGGCGUCGCCAUCGGAAAGGAUUGAGGCCACAUCGUCUUCUCCUCAUCUUCUUCUCCAUCUUCCGUCCUCCAGGUCCAGGACUCCAGCUAGGCCAUGGCUUCCACCGUCUCCUUCUCCCCGGCCAAGGUCCAGAUGCUCCAGGCUACGAACUCCCACGUCCGUGCGGCACCCAGUAGCUGUUUCGCUGUCCCAAGAACCGGGCCAAGGCCGCGUUCCACGGGCGUUAGAGUCAGCAGCGAACAGGAGGCGGCUGCCACCGUGAGGGCGCCGUCCGGUAGGAGCAUCGAGGAGUGCGAGGCCGACGCCGUCGCUGGGAGAUUCCCAGCUCCCCCGCAGUUUGUUAGACCGAAGGCCCCUGACGGAACCCCGGAGAUCAGGCCUCUUGACAUGGCAAAGCGACCUCGUCGCAACCGCAGGUCACCGUCUCUUAGGGCUGCAUUCCAGGAGACAAGCAUAUCACCCGCUAAUUUGGUGCUCCCAUUGUUUAUCCAUGAAGGGGAAGAGGAUGCUCCUAUUGGUGCUAUGCCGGGGUGCUUUAGGCUUGGAUGGCAGCAUGGGCUUCUUGAUGAGGUUUACAAGGCACGUGAUGUUGGUGUUAACAGUUUUGUGCUCUUUCCAAAAGUUCCUGAUGCACUGAAGUCUCCAACAGGAGAUGAAGCAUAUAAUGACAAUGGUUUGGUUCCGCGAACAAUCCGUCUGCUCAAGGAUAAGUUCCCUGACAUUGUUGUCUACACGGAUGUUGCUUUGGAUCCUUAUUCAUCUGAUGGUCAUGAUGGCAUUGUGAGAGAAGAUGGAGUAAUUAUGAACGAUGAAACAGUUUAUCAGUUGUGCAAACAGGCAGUUUCACAGGCACGCGCUGGUGCCGAUGUAGUCAGCCCUAGUGACAUGAUGGAUGGCCGCAUUGGAGCAAUUCGUUCUGCUUUGGAUGCGGAGGGUUUCAAUGAUGUCUCCAUUAUGUCCUACACCGCAAAGUAUGCCAGUUCAUUUUAUGGUCCAUUCAGAGAAGCUUUAGAUUCAAAUCCACGAUUUGGGGACAAGAAGACCUAUCAGAUGAACCCAGCUAACUACAGAGAAGCCCUUCUAGAAACUGCAGCAGAUGAGGCAGAAGGGGCUGAUAUUCUUCUAGUAAAACCUGGAUUACCGUACUUGGACAUCAUCAGACUUCUUCGGGAUAAUUCUGCACUGCCAAUUGCUGCAUACCAGGUUUCUGGGGAGUACUCGAUGAUCAAAGCUGGCGGGGCACAGAACAUGAUCGACGAGGAGAAGGUGAUGAUGGAGUCGCUCAUGUGCCUCAGGCGAGCCGGCGCUGACAUCAUCCUGACCUACUUCGCCCGCCAGGCCGCCGGCGUGCUGUGCGGCAUGAGAUCCUCCAAAUAGGUCAACAACCCACCCACCCCUGUAAAAUUGAGGAGCUUCUGUGCUCACUAGGUCUUGACUUUUUGACUCCAGGCACGUCAAUAAUCCGCGAUUCGCUUACAUGGUCAUUGUGUAAUUAACUAACGAAUUGUCUAUUCAUAAGCUGCUUGAGAUCAAAUAUCAGUCACGUUUCCAAGGCUGUGUUUGCUAGUA